Molecule: messenger RNA, 1617 nt
Organism: Striga hermonthica
Lineage: Eukaryota; Viridiplantae; Streptophyta; Magnoliopsida; Lamiales; Orobanchaceae
Source: the annotation of a GenBank genome assembly
AUGAAGAAUCCCAAUCUCCCACUUAUCCUCUAUUUUGUAACUACCUUUGCCUUCGCAUCCGCGGAUAACCCACUUUACGCCUCGUUUGUCCAGUGCCUAUCGGAACAAGGAAUUUCAAAUGACGUCGCCUCGCAAAUAGUCUCCAACCCAAACACGCCCCAAUUUUCCACCGUCUUAAAUUCCUACAUCCGCAACCGCCGCUUCAACACGAGCGCCACCCCUCGGCCCGGUCUCAUAGUCGCCCCCACGUCGGAGGCCCACGUCGUCGCCGCUGUCGUCUGCGCCGUGAGGCUCGAAAUCCACCUCAGGAUCCGCAGCGGCGGCCAUGAUUAUGAGGGCACGUCCUACGUCUCCGGCGAGAGGAGGUUCGCCAUGCUCGACAUGUCCAACUUCCGUUCGAUCGACGUCGACGCCGCCGGACGGACUGCCUGGGUCGGAUCCGGCGCCCUCAUCGGCGAGCUCUACUACCGGAUCUGGGAGAAGAGCAACACUCUCGCCUUCCCCGCCGGAGUCUGCCCCACCGUCGGCGUCGGCGGCCACAUCGCCGGUGCCGGCUACGGCAACAUGCUGAGGAAGCACGGCGUCACCUCCGACCAUGUCCUUGACGCCAGGGUCGUCGACGCCUCCGGCCGGAUCCUCGACCGGGCGUCGAUGGGGGAGGAUCUCUUCUGGGCCAUCCGAGGAGGCGGCGGCGCCAGCUUCGCCGUCGUACUCGCCUACAGAAUCGCGCUCGUCCCCGUUCCUCCGACCGUCACCGUCUUCCAGAUCGAAAAGUUCCGGUCCGAAGACGCUGCGGAGCUGGUCCACGAGUAUCAGCAGGCCGUGUCGGCCAUGGACGACGAGCUCUUCGUGAGGGUCCUCAUCCAGCCGAUCACCAGAAACAGAACCCGAACCGUUCGGGCCACGUUCAUCGGACAGUACCUCGGCCCGGCCCAAAACCUCCUCAACGUCACGGCCCGUUAUUUCCCCAAGCUGGGCCUGACAAUCUCCUCCUGCCACGAGAUGCCGUGGAUCCAAUCGGUCCUUUACUGGGACGACCGGACCAAUCUCACCCGGUCGCCGGAGGAGCUCCUGAACCGGAACCCCAACUCAGCCGGUUACCUCAAAAGAAAAUCGGACUACGUCAAGAAACCGAUCCCCGUAAACGGCCUAAACCGCAUGUUUGACGAGAUAAUCCGAGUCGGGCGGGUGGGGAUGGUGUUCAACUCGUACGGCGGGGUUAACAGCAGGAUUCCGGCGACGGCGACGCCGUUCCCCCACCGGGACGGGAACCUGUUCAAGAUUCAGUACUCUGUUAAUUGGGACAACGGGUCGGACAGCGAAGAUUUCGUGCGACAAUCGAGAGAGCUGUACGAGUUCAUGACGCCGUACGUGUCGGAAAAUCCGAGGCAGGCGUAUUUCAACUACCGGGAUUUGGACAUCGGAGUUAUGCCGGCGGGCGAGUCCAGCUACGGCCAGGGGAAAGUUUACGGGGAGAAGUAUUUCAAGGAGAAUUUUGAUCGGCUGGUGAGAAUUAAGACGAGGGUCGAUCCUCGUAACUUUUUCAGGAACGAGCAGAGUAUUCCGACCGCCCAAAGAAGCGGCGGCGACGCCGUUGCUCGCCGAGUCAAUGCUUGA